Ctenocephalides felis (cat flea) is the source of this 5346-nucleotide messenger RNA. It is a transcript of the gene nompC, whose product is annotated as serine/threonine-protein phosphatase 6 regulatory ankyrin repeat subunit A. The transcript has 25 exons. Gene Ontology annotation, cellular component: membrane; glycosylphosphatidylinositol-N-acetylglucosaminyltransferase (GPI-GnT) complex. Gene Ontology annotation, molecular function: protein binding; calcium channel activity. Lineage: Eukaryota; Metazoa; Arthropoda; Insecta; Siphonaptera; Pulicidae. The record is from RefSeq and is a predicted model, not a curated record. The coding region runs from base 1 to 5346 and encodes 1781 amino acids. Gene Ontology annotation, biological process: GPI anchor biosynthetic process; calcium ion transmembrane transport.
AUGUCUCAGCCCGGUGGAAAAAAGGGCGCAAAAGGAGGCGGUAAGAAGGCAACCGCACAAAUAACCUCCUUAACUUCUCAUAACGUCAAAGAACCGACUACAGCUGCCAACAACGGUCACGAUGACGAUAAAAUUGACGCUGGACCAUCAGACUCGGGAGCAGGGAAAGAUGAUAAUGGAGCUUCAAAAAAUGGUGAUGAUAAAGCUAAUGGAGCAGAUACGCCUUCGAAGCCCCAAAGUGCGGGAGCAGUCACGAGAGAUGGGGCGCAGAAGGUGCUUAUGUUGUGCCAAAAGGGGGAAUGGACCCCCUUGGACAAUGCGCUUAAGGCUUUGGAAAAAGCAGUGGCGGCGGCAGGGGAAGAAGCUAAUCUUACGCCGCUUGCGGGGGUUGCUGAUUCGGCAACCGGAAUGACACCUCUUAUGUAUGCAGUUAAAGAAAACAGAACACCUGUAAUAGAUCGUUUGAUAGAAUUGGGUUCAGAUGUCGGAGCCAGGAAUAAUGACAAUUACAACUGCCUGCACUUGGCUGCAAUGCACGCGCGAGAUGACCUGGUCAAACUGCUUUUAUCCAAGAGGGGUGUCGACCCUUAUGCAACAGGCGGGACAAAGCAACAGACGGCUGUGCAUUUAGUGGCCACGCGACAGACAGGCAUCGCCACGAAUAUCCUGAGAGCGUUGUUGACGGCUGCCGGAAAAGACAUCAGAACAAAAGCUGACGCCCGCGGCAAGAUACCGCUGCUGCUGGCGGUCGAAGCGGGAAACCAGUCCAUGUGCAGGGAGCUCCUGGGGGCACAGACGGCGGAACAACUCAAGGCCACGACGGCGAACGGAGACACGGCGAUACAUUUGGCUACGCGUAGACGCGAUGUGGAAAUGCUACGGAUUCUGGUGGACUACGGGGCUGGUGUCGACGUCCAGAACGGCGAAGGUCAGACUGCGCUGCAUUUGGCAGCAGCCGAAGGAGACGAAUUACUGGUUAAAUAUUUUUAUGGAGUACGAGCUUCGGCCUCCAUAGUUGACCAUCAAGACCGAACUCCAAUGCAUCUAGCAGCAGAAAACGGUCAUGCAAAUGUUAUAGAACUUUUGGCUGACAAAUUUCGGGCUUCCAUAUUCGAAAGGACCAAAGAUGGCAGUACUUUAAUGCACAUAGCAUCGUUAAAUGGACAUGCAGACUGUGCUAUGAUGCUUUUCAAAAAAGGAGUGUAUUUGCACAUGCCGAACAAGGGCGGCGCAAGGAGUAUACAUACUGCAGCUAGAUAUGGUCAUGUGGGCAUAAUAAAUACAUUGCUGCAGAAAGGAGAAAAAGUUGAUGUUACAACGAAUGACAAUUACACGGCCCUCCACAUAGCUGUAGAAGCUGCCAAACCAGCAGUGGUCGAAACCCUUUUAGGUUAUGGAGCAGAAGUUCAUGUCCGAGGCGGUAAACAACGAGAAACUCCGCUGCAUAUUGCCGCUCGUGUUCCUGAUGGUGACCGUUGUGCCCUGAUGCUCCUAAAAUCAGGAGCAGCUCCAAACCAUGCCACUGAAGACGGAUAUACUGCUUUGCAUGUGGCUGCACAACAUGGGAAUUUGGCGACUUUGCUUCUGUUGUUGGAGGAUGGGGGUGAUCCAUUGUGUAAAUCUAAAAAUGGUGAAACACCACUGCAUUUAGCAUGUCGGAGUUGCAAAGCAGAUAUCGUGAAGCAUUUGAUAGAUUUGGUAGAAGCAAAACAUGGAGCAGAAAUAGCCACAAAUUACAUUAAUUUAACAAAUGAUGAAGGUGCGACAGCUUUGCAUUGUGCUUGCAACAUCAGCUCUGACAAGGUUGAAAUACCUGGUUCAGACAAAGAGAUCGUCCGGAUACUUAUAAUGCACGGAGCAGAUGUAUCACUUGUAACCCGUCCUGGUCAAGAAUCAGCGUUUCAUUACUGUGCAAUGGCGGGAAACAAUGAUAUCAUGUCAGAGAUGAUUGCUCACAUGUCAGCCACCGAUAUCCAAAAAGCCAUGAAUAGACAAUCUGCAGCAGGUUGGACGCCAUUGCUAAUCGCCUGCAACAGGGGUCAUAUGGAAUUAGUUAAUAAUCUUUUGGCAAAUCAUGCGAGGGUAGACGUUUUUGAUAUUGAAGGCAGAUCUGCUUUACAUCUGGCAGCAGAACAUGGUUACCUCCAGGUUUGUGAUGCUUUGCUGACGAAUAAAGCAUUUAUUAAUUCAAAGUCUCGAGUUGGACGAACAGCUCUUCAUUUAGCUGCAAUGAAUGGUUUUGCGCAUUUAGUUCGAUUUUUAAUUCGGGAUCAUAAUGCUGUGAUAGAUAUUUUAACACUGAGGAAACAAACGCCGCUUCACCUUGCUGCUGCUAGUGGCCAACUUGAAGUUUGCAAGUUACUCCUUGACCUCGGAGCUAAUAUAGAUGCAACCGACGAUUUAGGUCAAAAGCCCAUUCACGUAGCCGCGCAAAAUAAUUUUUCAGACGUUGCCAAAUUAUUUCUCCAAAGACAUCCAGUAUUAGUGACAGCUACGAGUAAGGAUGGAAAUACAUGUGCCCAUAUAGCAGCCAUGCAAGGAAGUGUUCGUGUGAUAGAAGAAUUGAUGAAGUUUGAUAGGAACGGAGUGAUUUCUGCUCGAAAUAAAAUAACAGAUUCAACACCAUUGCAAUUGGCUGCAGAAGGUGGCCACGCAGAGGUUGUCAAAGCUUUAGUUAGAGCUGGAGCAUCAUGUACCGAAGAAAACAAAGCUGGUUUUACAGCUGUUCAUCUUGCUGCUCAAAAUGGACAUGGUACUGUUUUAGAAGUUAUGAGAUCAACAAACUCUUUGAGAAUAUCUAGUAAAAAGUUAGGAUUAACACCUUUGCAUGUUGCUGCUUAUUUUGGACAAGCAGAUACCGUUCGUGAAUUGUUAACUCAUGUACCUGGAACUGUAAAAUCUGACGCUCCAACGGGGACUUCACUAGUUGGUGAAUUAGGUGCAGAAUCUGGAAUGACUCCACUUCAUCUUGCAGCUUAUUCAGGAAAUGAAAACGUCGUCAGAUUACUUCUGAAUUCUGCCGGUGUGCAAGUGGAUGCUGCUACAACUGAAAAUGGUUACAAUCCUUUACAUCUGGCAUGUUUUGGAGGGCACAUGUCCGUGGUAGGUCUUCUUCUGAGUAGAUCUGCAGAACUUCUACAUAGUGCAGAUAGACAUGGCAAAACUGGUCUCCAUAUAGCUUCUACUCAUGGUCAUUAUCAAAUGGUAGAAGUUUUAUUGGGACAAGGGGCUGAGAUCAACGCGACAGACCGAAAUGGCUGGACGCCCUUGCAUUGUGCCGCAAAAGCUGGAAGAUUAGAGGUUGUUAAGUUGUUAUGUGAAUCAGGAGCAUCGCCAAAAAGUGAAACAAAUCACGGCUGCGCUCCUAUUUGGUUUGCAGCUUCCGAAGGUCACAAUGAAGUUUUAAAGUACCUAAUGACUAAAGAGCAUGACACCUAUGGUCUCAUGGAAGAUCGUAGAUUUGUAUAUAACUUAAUGGUCUGCUCAAAAAACCAUGGAAAUAAACCGAUAGAAGAAUUUGUCCUGGUUAGCCCAGCACCAGUGGACACAGCUGCCAAAUUGUCAAAUAUUUAUAUGAAUUUAUCAACUAAGGAAAAAGAACGGGCCAAAGAUUUAAUUGCAGCAGGAAAGCAAUGCGAAACGAUGGCGACUGAAUUAUUAGCUUUAGCUGCAGGAGCAGAUUCUGCUGGUAGGGUAUUGACAUCAACAGAUCGAAUGAAUACAGAAUUUUUGGACGUGCUCAUCGAAAAUGAACAAAAGGAAGUUAUUGCUCAUACAGUUGUACAGAGGUAUCUUCAGGAACUCUGGCGAGGAUCACUCACCUGGCCGGCGUGGAAAAUCAUGUUGCUGUUUUUCGUUUUCAUCAUAGUGCCACCAGUUUGGGUGGUUUUUACUUUACCAUUAGGGCACAAAUAUAAUAAAGUACCAAUAAUUAAAUUCAUGUCUUAUUUGACAUCGCACAUAUACCUGAUGAUACAUCUUAUGAUCGUUGGCAUUACACCUAUUUAUCCAGUCGUCCGAGCUAGUCUUCUACCAUAUUGGUAUGAAUGGGGACUUUUAAUAUGGCUCAGUGGUUUACUUUUGUUUGAACUUACAAAUCCAAGUGAUAAAUCAGGAUUGGGUUCAAUAAAACUGAUGGUAUUGCUUUUUGGAAUUUGUGGUGUUGGUGUGCAUCUAUCGGGGAUAGUAUUUGUAGAAAAACAAUACUGGGCAACAUUGAUGUAUUGUCGAAACCAAUGCUUCGCACUAUCAUUUCUUCUGGCUUGUGUGCAGAUUCUAGAUUUUUUAUCCUUCCAUCACCUUUUUGGACCCUGGGCUAUAAUCAUUGGAGAUUUGCUCAAAGACUUGGCAAGAUUUCUUGCUGUGUUAGCAAUCUUCGUGUUUGGUUUCUCCAUGCACAUUGUCGCGCUGAAUCAGCCUUUUGAGAAUAAAUUGUCUCCAGAUGCCAUAAGAAAAUUAAAUCGACAGGAUAAAGGAUAUUUUAGCGACGGUUCUAAGGAGAGAGUGCCUCGAUCUACUGAUGCAGAAUGGUUGCCUGAUUGGCAUAAUACCACUAGAACCUAUUAUUACGGACACUAUCGACGAAAGCACAGACCAGGGACCAAGAUGACCCCGAUAGAUGCAUUCGAGAAGCUCUUCUUUGCUGUUUUUGGGCAGACAACACCUGAUGACCUCAACUACGUCCCUGAGAGCAGACCCGAAUGGACCCAAGCUUUAUUCAAAAUUGUUUUUGGAGUUUAUAUGCUCGUCAGCGUUGUAGUUCUUAUAAAUCUUCUCAUUGCUAUGAUGUCUGAUACAUAUCAACGCAUACAGGCUCAAUCUGAUAUCGAAUGGAAGUUUGGAUUAUCAAAACUAAUUCGAAAUAUGCAUCGGACGAGUACUGCACCUUCACCACUAAAUCUUAUAACCACAUGGUUCAUAUGGAUAGUGAACGCUUGCAAGAUGAAGAUGACCAAGAAAAAGAAACCGAGUUUAAUUCAUAUGAUGAGCGGAAUGCAGAGGUCGCAGGGAAGUCCGAGGACAAAAGCUGGUGCCAAAUGGUUAUCUAAGGUGAAGAAAGGACAAGUUGGACCAAAAGGAGAGCCUGUAGCCCUCUCAGUCGUCCACCUGAGUCCACUCGGAUCUCAGGUGAGUUUUACUGCAAAUACGAUGCGCAUAGAAAACGUCGCCGAUUGGGAGGCAAUUUCAAAAAGGUACCGAACUUUGUGGGGACUUGAUCCAGAGGAAUCUUCCAUCAAGGAAUCUGAAGACACAACGUCUAUGGUCACUGAAACUGCAGGACAUAAUAAUAUUAAUGCUGUUAAUGCUAUCAAUCCUAUGAACGCUAUUACGACGGCAACUACUUAA